AUGUCCCGCGGGGAGAGGGACACAGUCCCUAUCCUCUCUGACACUGGCCCACCAGGUUCCUCCACUGAACGGGAAGUGGAGCUCCGCAGAGUCGCGCUGCGGAGCACCUCCAUGUUAUGGCCUUCCCCCAGCACCAGCACCGGGCCCGGCGCCGCCAAGGGUAUGUUCCACACGGAGCCGCUGAAGAGGAGGCCCCCCCGGCCCCAAUUUUCUGCGCCCAGGAGCGGGCCGCUGUACGGGGGCACGAACCGGGGGACGACGACGCCGCCGUCGGCCCCCCCUCCGCCGCCGGAGGAGCCGCCCAGCAAACCCGACACAGUUGUGGCGCCGGAGGGCGGCGCCGGCGGGUUGGCGGAUGAAGGCGGCGGUCACCACUGGAAGAAGGAUCCUCUAAUGAACUCGGGGCAGUUGGGCAUGUGCAAUGAUCCCUACUGCACCACCUGUCCGGGGGCAUAUCGAGCAUCGGUGGUCUUCCCCAUGAGGCAAGGUGCGAUCUUAUAUCCUUCGGCGGGGGAGGAAGAAUCUGAUUUUCCGGGUAAUGAACGUUCCCAUCCUUCAACUGAGAGUCACCUCAUUUUCUUGUGUAUCGAUUUUAAAGAGAUCCCGUUUCAUGUGUUAUGCUCAAAAUCAUGACAAGAUUCACGCGGAUGCUACAGGACGUGGAAGGAAACGAUUCCAGUUUCUGAGUUCAAAGUUCAUAAUGAAUCCACACAACGAGCACGUCCAACGUUGGAACAAAUUCUUCGUGAUAUCUUGCCUUGUGGCCGUCUUCAUCGACCCUUUGUUCUUCUUCAUUCUCUCUGUGAAUGAGGUAAUUUUCUUUUCAUCUUUCUUCUCUCAGUAUGCAAUUAUGAAGGUGGUCGGAGCAUUUUCAUACAUGGAGAACUAGGCGAGGGAAGUUCAUAACUCUUCCUGCUUGAUUAUAUAAAUAAACUCACAGUGAACUUGCGCAAAGUUUGAUACUUUACUGGAGUUCCUGUUCUUGGCCGGUGGUGUUGUGUGAUUUAUGGCGGCAUUCAUGUUAGCAAUGAAGAGCUUGGGACACCAUUCAUGUCCACUCUUAAUGUGGACUAGUAGCUUGAAGUGUUUCAUAAUCUAAGUCGUCCAUUUUUCAAUGGCACUCUUACUUCCAGCACCAGAACUCCUCUCUGGUUUGGGUGAUAUCUAGCCUUCUUACAUUUCACCUGUAUUCCAAUCUUCUUUUUAGGGGAAUUUCUCAAUUGGGUGAUGCCUCUGAAUCUGUCAGGGCCCGUUCCAUUGUGGUCUCUUUGUUUAGUCUAAUAAUAAUAAUAAUAAUAAUUGGUUCAAAGGGUGUUAAAAGCUGUCUGUAAACUGGGAAAUUUUAAUAAAUUCAAAGGUAAAAAACGGAUAAAUGAAAAAUCGCAUAUACUUUGAUAAUCAUUGAAUGUUGCACUACCUCAUGGGGACUUCUUGUCAACCAAGUUUCCUCGGUACCAAUUGGCUUGAGCCGCAUACAUUUCACUGUGUAAUGAGUCUCUGCAACUUGAUUAACCUGUUCAUACAGAGAAAUAAAAAGGCUACCAUUUUUUUUAUUGUUAUAGAAAAGAUAAAUUUGUCUGUAUUUUUUUUAAAGAGAGUAUACCCGUAUGAACAAGAUGUCCGAUGGUUUUGCUAACAAGGUAUUGAGCGUGAAAUUUUUUUAGUUUCCAUUGAGCCCGUUUUAUAGGAAGGUGUGGCAUCUUUGCUCCUGUAUUGUCUUUGGAGCAAGGUAUUGAAAACUAUACAGUGAUGCAAAUUCCAAGAGGAUAUAAAAUGGGAAAAAAAUCUCUACUUAUUAUUCACAUCAUAGAUGCCUACUAGCUAUGUACAAAGGUCAUGAAAUAAGGAAAAUAUCUGAAAAAAUAAGAAAUUGAGCAGCUAAGAGCCAAACUCCUAACUAUAUGUUCUUUCCAACAGUUCCCCUCAAGUUGGUGAUUAGAUAUUCUCCAUUACCAGUUUGGAUACAAUAUCUGGAAACACUGGACUGACUACUAAAUAUCUUUGCAAGUACACUUGCAAGGUGGCCAUUUGUUGAAACAUAUAGUGUAUCUCUCUCUAAUUUUUUUUUGAUGAGUUGUCUGUCAAUCUUGAUGUUCUUCGUUCAAUCAUGUUGUAUGUGCUGCAUACUUGUCACAAUAGAGUCUGAUCGAUCUAUCGCACUUUAUCAUCAAGUCUUUCUAGGUGAUCUUCAUCCAAGGUAGAUCAUGCGGAACUUGAGCCAUUGCUCAAAAUUCAGAUGUUGCACUUGACUGUGCUACCAUAUUCUGUCCUUUGUUACUCCACAUCACGAGAUUGCCACAAAAAAAGGUGCAAUAUCCAGAGGUUGAUUCUUGUCAACCACUGAACAUAAGACCUUUUUUUGUUAUCCCUUUAAGAUAUUGUAGCACUUAGGGAGCUGCCUGUAUAUGGACUUCCUUUGGACUGUGCAUGAACUAACUAGUAACACUUACUGCAUAGGCUGUAUUCUUAAUCGUUCUUUUGGUUGAUGAUUUAACGCUUCUUUGUGUUUACUUCCUCAGUUUCUCUGGGAUAUUACCUUCGUUUCUGACCUUUAUUUUGUAUUUUAACAGGAUUAUAAGUGUAUUUUCUACGAUUGGUCUUUUGCAAUAGGAAUUGCGGUUGUUAGAACUGUAACAGACAUUGUUUUCCUGCUACACAUUCUUCUUCAGGUAAGCCGAGGCACUUUCCACACCCAGUCGGUUUCUAUUUUUUCUGGCUUAUGAUCGACUAUAGACAUUUUUUUCAUCCCUUUAAUUGGAAAUCAAUGCAUUUCAUUUUGUAGUUUGUAUCAUAAGAACAACAGGUUAUGGUCAAGAUCACUCAUGUCACUUUGUUCUGGGUCAUCUAGUAGAUAUGUUAGCAUCUUCAAAUUUGUUAGUUAUGGUCUUUUAUUCUUAUUAACUUUAGAAAAUAGUGUUCUCCCAUUGUAAUUUUUUUCUCUGGAACUCGGCUGAUCUAAAUAAAGGACUUUCUUUUUUUUCAUGUGUGAUAUGUGGUCAAGAAACUUCUAUGAUCUUUCGUCCAAAAAUUUUGCAUUAGCAUGUUGGUAAAAAGGACCUCAUUCUUGUUAUAUUUAAAGUUGUAGCUCAAAUGACAAAAAGUUUGAAGAGAUAAUGGUCUUCCUAACUAAUUUCUUUGAUUUAAUAAGUUUUGAUGUUGUACUCAGCACAAGUCACUGUUGUAACAAAAGUUCUUCACGGGCACAUGGAUGAUGCAUCUCUGAAACGUUGUUUGCAGUUCAGGCUGGCAUACGUAGCUCCCGAAUCAAGAGUUUCUGGAACUGGGGACUUUGUUGUUGAACCAAAAAAAAUUGCUGUUCAUUAUCUUCGUGGUUACUUCCUCCCUGAUUUGUUUGCUGCUCUACCACUUCCCCAGGUACUAUUUUCGAUUUCAAUUAUCUAACCAUUUAUUUAUAAUGUUUUUCUGGAUUUCUUUCAUUUAUUAUGCACAAGGUCCUAUCCUAUGAUGCCUCUAACCAUGAGUUUCUUUCUGUUUUUCCAUUAGGCAGAGUUAAAGCUUGUUUUUCCUGUUUUAGAAGGAAUUUUAUUUCCAAAGGUCAUAUAGGCAGAUCUAAAAUCUUCCUAGGAUAGAAUUCAUAGUUGGCAGAUUGUAAAAUUUAGAUGGCCAUAAUUGCCCUUUCUCCAUGCAGUCUUUAUUUGUGUCACCAAUAGACUUAGAAUUUUAAUUGUAGUCUUCUCCUUUUCUCCUUGAGGUUUCCACGUGCGAAGUUUUAAUAUGCAUGUAAAUAUCUUCCCAUAGUUGAAUAUUGUGAAGAUUAGAUUUUGAUUUUAUUCUUCUUUUCUUAUAAGUGAAUCCUUAUUAUUUUCGAUCUCUCCCGUAAAUCAAUAAAUUAAUGUAAAAAAAGGAAUAAUAAUCUCCAGUGCAAACUGGGAUGGUGGGAGGAGAGAGAGGGAGGUAAGGAGGGAGAAGGGAAUCUGGAACUAGACCUAUCCUGGAUGCUCCAGUUGCUCUAGUCUUGGCUAUUAAAUCUAGUUAUUCUAUACAGAUCCAGAUGGAGAUGCUGGGGUAUGGGCAGACCAAGGGAAUUGGCACAAAAUGGAUUUAAGGUGGAUAACUCAUCGCCACAGGAUGGGGGAGUAGUAGAUGAGGAGAUAAUGAAGUUACAAUGGAACAAGUAGAUGAAUUAUUAGCAUUUAUGCGAGCAAAAACCAGUUCAUAUUUAACCAUAGAAAAUUGUGCUCAUUUUUCUUCAUGAAGGUCAUCAUAUUGCUGGUUAUGCCAACGUACUGGGGGUCAUCAGCUGCUAAUUAUGCCAAAAAUAUGCUGCGGGCCACAGUUCUUCUUCAAUAUGUACCGAGGAUCACGAGAGUUUUACCUUUGAUUGCUGGAGGAUAUUCAACUGCAUUCAUUUUUGAGUCUGCGUGGUCAAAUUUCGUUAUUAAUCUUCUAAUGUUCGUGUUAGCUGGACAUGUUAUGGGUUCGUGCUGGUACCUCUUUGGCUUACAGGUAUGCAACAAUGAUAUAGCCAGUUGUAGCUGCUUUUAUGGAUAUUCAUAAUGUUCUUUCCCUUGAAACAUUCUCUUGUUGAACUUUGUUUCACAUUCCGUCCUGUUGUUUUGAUUUAUGACUUUGAAUGGUUGGCUUUCCAAGCGGUAAAUUUAUGACUUUCGCAUUUAUCCUAAGGACAUUGUCGAAGAGUGGUUUAUAAUUCAAUAUUAUGUAACUCCUGAAAAUUAUCUAGGCGGUGUAUGAUCUAUACUUGUUCAUGAAAAAGACUCAGUUUUUCUUAUACCAAAUCCUGUUUAUUUAUUUUGUUAAGAUUCAUCUGUAUAGUUGACAUUGUAAAUCGUGGACUUGUCUGGACUCGUGCAUGUGCAUUUGAGUUGAACAAGUAGAAAGGAUCAGAAAGGCUCACUUACUGCUUGUAUCAGAGAUGCGGUGAUAAUCUUGCUGGAUGAUGGUUUGAAAGGAACUCUUCCGGGAUUGGGCUAUGUUUUUGAUUGGGCUAUUUUCUGAUUUUAUCAAGGUGGAUGAUGAACCCGUGCAUACUGAACGUGGCGCAGACAGUUAACACAUCAAAAGCUUAUCCACAUUUUUUUUUUCUUUCACUACUAAAUUUUGCUUUUCAAAUAUUGAAGAUUUGAAAUUACCAAAAUUCUUACUGGCAACUGAAUAAUGGGGCAUGGCUUGAUGAUGAUGGUGAUGUUGAACAAGUUAGUGUGGAGUUACUUGACUAAAUGAUAAUGAUUCCGGUAAUUAUUGCGACAUCUAUAAAACACAGAAGUAGCUAGUUUUGGCAUGUCGAUCUUAAGCAUUUUAAUUAGCAUCUCCAGUCUUUUUGCACGAUUUUCUUGUGAUCACAAAAUAUAAAUGCGCACGUCAUUAAGUCAUAGUUCCUCAUAAUUAUCUGAUCCUUUGCAUACGUAUGUGAUAUCUUAUGCUCUAUAACCACAGCAUGAUGAUUACAUAAUCUCAUGCUUGGAGCAUACUACUUAUUUAAAUUUUUCCUUUUUCUUCUGGCCUGCAGCGGGUAAAUCGAUGUUUACAAGAAGCCUGCUUGGCUUCUAAAAUAACAAACUGUAAAGUGUUCUUGGAUUGUGGACGUGGGCCAAAAUAUCAUAAUUUUACUGGUAAUCCUGACUGGGAAAUCUGGAACAAAGAUGCUGAAGCUUCAUCGUGUUUGUCUAAGAGUAACACCUACAGUUAUGGCAUUUAUCAGCAAGCUUCUAUCAUCACAAAACGAGAUAGUUUCAUCGUCCGAUACAUUUAUUCAUUAUUUUGGGGAUUUCAGGUACUGUUUUACCCUUUCAUUUGGCAUAGUAUACGACUGCUUUCAGCACUCUGUGAGUUAUUGUCCAUAUAAUGUAUAACAAGGCGUAUCCCAUGAAAUAUGGGAUAGAGUGGAAUUUUACCAUUCACUGUGUUGAGCAGCUAUCUGUUUCCUCAUUUUUUUUUAUUUGAGUAUAGUUGUAUCCAAAUGUAUAUUAUGAUGUUGCUCUCUUUUUGUACAGAUUCGCUUUCCUUAGUUUGUUUAUUGUUAAGUCUCUGUAAAGGGGCUCUGAAAUGCCCCAGGGGCCGAGCAUUACAAUUUAUUCAUGUUCUUCUGUUCUCUUCUCCUCCUCUCUCGUCUCAUAUUGUCAGUGAAUAUAUAAGAUGAGGACGAUGAUAGUGAAGAGUGAUGUUCUAACCUCAGAACAGAAGUUGAAAUAGUGCCAGCAGAUAGCUAAGUGUUGCAAUAGAAGUUGAAUUACCAUUGUGGUGAUUUUGGAGGAGCAUCUUUUUACUCUAAUCCUGUCUCUGUAACAUAUACCAGUUAGAGUGUUUGGACUUGUGUCUUUCUAUUGCUGGUUCAUGUGGUCAAUGUGAUUCUUAUAAUGUGGUCAUUGGCGUGUACGUUGAUGGAUGUUGAAAAGAAUUCAGUCAAUGCCGUGUAAACAUGGGAGUCAAUCCCCGACUCUCUCUAGCUUUGUCCUGUUCAUUAAUUCGGGAGCACUCUCUCUCGUCAAACAAUGUGAGCAUCAAAAGUGGAGUGCAAGUUUUGAAGGCCAUAGUUGACAGAGCGAUCAAAUAAAUCGUUUUUAUAGGCUGCCAUCCGUUCAAUGUUUUGCUCCCAUCAUCUGUCAGAGGUACCGUUGACUGAGUUAGUUGGGUGCGAGACUGAUGUGAUGGGGCAUUCGUCUGUUUUGCUCUGCUUUGAGAAUUUUGGGACUAGAUUUCUAGUCCUGGCUUGAGUUUCAGAGCCUAGCGCAGACGCCAAUUCUUUAUUAUGAGGCAUCACUUGUUGAUCAGUGGAGGAAAACUUGUAUUUUUCGAGUGGUAUCAUUCAUUUGAUAUGACAUGGCAUAUCCUAUUGGUGUUUGUCCUCUUAGGUGGUCUGAAUAAGUUUUAAAAUAGUUUGACUGCUUUUAAUCUAACUUGAUUGGCAUACUGGAACCCUUAUUUGAUUCACAUCAGGUAGUUAUCCUCUAAACUACUAAGCUAAAGAAUAUAGCAUUUAAAUUUAAAACUGACUUAAGAGGAUUUCGUAAAUGAGCAUGUGCACUUGUAGAACUUUUUGAUGUCUUUCUUUUAAUUAGGAUUAAAUAUUGAUGAUUUCUACUAUUAAAAUAAAUACAUAUAAAUAUCAAAUUACAUUAGGUAUCAGGUCAGUGUGCUUUCCUGGAAGCCGUUAGAAAAUAUUAAGCUCAGGUACCUGGUUCACUGGACCAUUAUCUGAAAGUCUUUUUUUUUUGUAUGUCUUCUUUUUUGCAAGAGUUUCCAUAUAAGUACAUUUUUUAGUUCUAGAUGUUAGUCUUAACAAGGUUUAGGCCUGCUUAUCUUAAUCUUGACCCUCGAUUUUUUUCUUCAUCACUUUUUAGUAUCUCAUGAAAUCACUCGCUCACAUUAGAUUUUGAUGCUUUACUGCAGCAAAUCAGUACCCUCGCUGGAAACCAAGUUCCUAGUGAUUUUGUGGGGGAAGUACUGUUUACAAUGGGAAUCAUCGGGCUUGGGUUGUUACUUUUUGCCCUACUCAUCGGAAAUAUGCAAAAUUUCCUCCAAUCACUUGGAAAGAGGUGAACAAAUUAUCUGUUUUGGCCUUCUAUCCUACAACUUCUCUGUGAACAAAUUUUGCUAUGUUCAAAAUGUUUUCCAACAAUGUCGAACCUGAAGUCAAUAUUGACAAUAAGUUACUGUUUCGUUCAAAUCUCAGAUUUCUUCUAAUCAGACGAUCAAUUAUUAUGUUUUUAAUGCGACGAGUCCUUUAUUUUUUCAAUGAUUUGGAAUAAUUUUCUUCUUUUUUAUAAAAAAAAAAUAGCACUCUAUGGGCCAUCCAAGUGCAAUGAUCGUUGUCUAUAUUUUGUUUGCAUGAAAUACUAUGAUUCUUGAUGUUACCAAUGACUCGGAAGUUGUUACUCUUUCUAGUACCCAGAAUUCAUGUGCUUAAUGCCUGGUGAAGAAAUUAUCUUAAAAUUACCCUGGAAAGGUGCGUCCCAUGAGAGAACCCCACAGACGAAUCAGAUGAACCACUAGAUAAUCUGAGUAGGGCUACCCAUGUGGCCCUACAAAGAGGCACUCACCAGUAACCUCCCAAGACAAUUUGCAGUCUCUGUAGGGGUCGUCACCAGUAGCUCAUCAGCUGGUCAGCACGGUGAUUCCAAACGAACUCAAGGCAGCCACACGCUAUCUAUCAGGCCGCUAUUGGUCAGUAAGGGUUGGUGUGAGGUGGUAAACUGAAGGGAUUCCCACCAGUCACCACCUGGCAUUGACUCCUAGAAAGUAUCCUCCUCCGUAUGGGAAGAUAAAGCCUAAACGUCCUAAGAUCCCUAUGAAUAGAGAGGGGACAGAAAAUAUUGAAAAUGACCUGGGGAUUUAGGAAUGUAUGAGAGCUGAAGUCCUUAUAGACGUCCAUGUAAGAAAAGGAGAGAAGAAAGAAGACCACGUCUAGAAAUGUAAAAACUAGGUGCCGGCCUUUGUUAUUUUACUUUUUCCUGACCCAUGGGUAGUACCGUUUGGACUUGGAAGCAUGUUGAUUUAAUAAGUCUAGUUGUGAUCUUGUUCUUCCCUUUAUCUGUGCAUUAUUUACCCAGAAUCACGAGUGAACAUCCUGGUAGAAUUUAGUUUCCAGAAUUCUCAAGUUCUCUGGGGAUUUGAGCGACUCAGCCAAGCCCUGGAUCAUGCAUAUUUUGGUCACUUUCUGUAGCAGGUUUGAUUACUGCGACAUUACUUUGAGGAUAUUUUUUCGUCAAGUGAGAAUUUUAUAUGAUUGACAACGUGGUUGUUUUCUUAUAGGACUCUAGAGAUGCAACUAAGAAGGCAUGAUGUUGGGCAAUGGAUGUCCCAUCGCCACCUUCCUAGACACCUGCAGAGGUACACCGCAACAAGCUUUAUUGUUUUAAAGUUCAUAUGUUCACCAGUGAUUCUUUAUUUUAUGGUACGUGAAAAUAGUGAAAUCUCAGUUUGCAUAUUGAUUCUAUGCCUAAAUUUCUUUGGCGUUCGCAAAUGAUAAGGUAAAUAACUAACUCUGUUUCAUAGAACAGCCAUGGAAGAAGAGGCUGUGGGUAUGAAGUGUGAAGGCUGUCUAGCUGUAGAUAAGCAAGAGAAAGAUGGAAAGAGACUAAUAAGGAAACUGUGAAGGCAAUUAACUCUCACGAAAAGCUUCAACAUUUUGGCUUUUGAUAUAAUUCUCUGCCUCUUAGAAAUCGAUUUGGCUUAAAUGAGUUUCUAUUAAGGAAUAAGUGACAUUCAGAGCAUUUUGAAAACCUCUCAGUUUACAGUUUCCAUCAUUUGACAUGAAAAGGAAGAUCCAGAGGAAAGAAAGCAACUUUAUUUUUUUCUUGACUGUUUCCUAUAUCUGCUCUAUAAGAACCAAUUUGUAUAUCUUGUGUGAUAGUGACCCGAACUCUUUAAAGAACAAAUAAUGGUUAUAUCUUGGGUUUUCUCUUUUCUUUGUCCGAGGAGCUGUUCUUUUUACUUGACGGUUUAUAUAAUAGUGACAUGCCGCCUUAAAAAUUUAUAUAUAUUAUUAUGCUAUUUAUUUAGAUAUCAGUCAUUUUGGCUUUUUUUUUUCUUUUUUUUAUAACUCGUUCUCCUUUGACUGCUUGAUAAUAUAGUCAAGUAAAGAAAGCCGAGAAAUUUAGUUGGGCUGCCACUCGUGGUGUGAAUGAAGAGGAGCUCCUGAAGAAUUUGCCAGAGGAUCUGCAGCGUGAUAUCCGACGCCAUCUUUUUGGAUUUCUAAAGGAGGUAAGCUCCAAUGAGAAUGGUUUUUUUAGUUUACUAGCAGCUGAUUUGCGAGUGUCAAGCUACAUCAUCAGCUUCUCUGCACCCACUUUAGGAAACAUGAAGAAUCACCAACCAAAACCAGAAUACACCAUUUCAGCAAGCUCAAAAUGUCUAUCUAUUCUCCUUGUUAUAAAAGACACCAGUUACAUGAUGCUGCUUGUAAACUCCUGUUUUUUGACUUUCUAUUAUUUAUUUAUUUUUCUUCCUUGCUCGAGGAACUAAUUUCACCUGGGUUGCAGGUUAGGAUAUUUAGCCUAAUGGAUGAACCCAUCCUAGAUGCUUUUCGUGGGAUAUUGAGACAAGAAUUAUACAUGGACAAAAGCUAUGUUCAGAACAAAGGUGGGCCAAUUGGGAAGAUGGUGUUCAUAGUGCGAGGUCAAAUGGAGAGUAUUGGGUCCGACGGAAAUCCAUCCCUUCUGCGUGAGGGUGAUGUCUGUGGCGAAGAACUCCUCGCUUGGCAUCUUGAAAACGUCUCUGUAAAGAAAGGUGGGCUUUCUAAUCUGGACUUCCCUCAUCGCAUCCAUAGAGCAUGUAAUUGGUUCCCUGUAGUCAGAGUCUUCUCCCUGAUGUAAUCAGAUUAUAUAUAUAUAUAUAUAUAAUCCUUAGUUUUCCUUGAAUAUUACCAUUCUCUUCACCCAAUGGCCUCAUUACAAUGCAUGAAAAAAAUAAAAUUAGUGUCCCAAUCUUGGCCUUCCUCAUCACAUUCUUGGAUGAUAUGAUACACUGGUGCCCAUAUGAAAUUACAGUAGAGACUGCCUCUCUAUUGCCUGAUGUAAUAAUUUUUAAAAAUCAAAAUAUAGUGUUUUUAUCUUAGUUGAUUAAUUACAUCGAAUGACUACUCUUUUCUUUUUGCCUAGAGACGGAGAAAAUCCGAAGCCCCAAGCAGAGACUAUUCUCCAACAGGGACGUCAGGUGCACCAGCAACGUCGAAGCCUUCAUACUUCAAUCCUCCGAUCUGGUGGAUGUCAUCAUAAACUUUGAAAGGUUCUUGCGGAACCCACGUGUUCAAGGAGCCAUCAGGUGAGUCAAACCCUAGUUCUUCUGCUUCAUAUAUGAACUCUCAGUACAAAAUCAUAUUCUUCUUAAGUAGCAUUGAAAGCCUAAGUCAUAUGUAUAGAUAUGACUUAGGUUUUCCAUUUUGGGUCAUAGAUGACUGCAAUCCCUUGACCACCAACACCUGGGCAUCCAACUACUUGCCUAGCUCAUCUUCUGGCAAUAAAGAGCCUGCUACUCUAUGAAUUUUCAUAGAUAUAUAGAUAUAUAUCAUAUUUAUUUAUAAUUAUAUAUCUCUAGGCUAGGUGGGCCAUCAAUGGAAGACAUGGUUAUUUUUCAACACACCAGUUUUUCAACUCAUGGUCUUAGGAACCUCUCUCUCUCUCUCUCUCUCUCUCCAAAGAUGGUGAGCAUGAACAGAAAAGAUCUGGUUUGACUUACUAUAUUCCACCACCACCACCAUCUAACAGGUAUGAUUCGACCUAUUGGAGGACCAAAGCAGCAACACACAUCCAGGUGGUUUGGAAGUACCACAGGUGGCAGCGCAUGCGCAAAGCCAAAGCCCACAACCAGGGUAGACAUCCCCAUGGACGCCGCCUUCCUCCUCGGCACUGA
This is a messenger RNA of Spirodela intermedia, 11328 nucleotides long. The record is from the annotation of a GenBank genome assembly. Lineage: Eukaryota; Viridiplantae; Streptophyta; Magnoliopsida; Alismatales; Araceae.